GCGGCAAUAGACACGUUGUAAACUCUGACAAACAGACAUGGCUGCCCCCUGUGAAUAAACAGCCCAGCUUCGUCAUUCUAUUUUUGGACAGAAGCUAACAAUGGUUGUGGAUACACAACCCUGCGAUCUGGGAGACAUUUUCCGUGUGAGAGGUUCCCUGGAGCUCAAGUGUCUUCUGGACAGCACAGAUGUGGCACUCAAACAAAAAACGAUCUCCAGAACAUUUGAGAACCUGCGCUCACAUGUAAACUCGGAAUCCUGUGUUCUGAGAGUCCGCGACAGCCCAGUUAUCAUUUGGCCAAACCAAAGUGUUCAUGUGACACCAAAAGAGUUAUCUCCGAGCACACUAUGUGAAGCUCUACAUCAGUGGAUACAGACAGAUGAACAGGAAAUUUCUGGCAAGAAAUCAAAGAAGAAGAGCAAAAAGAGCUCAGCGCCUAGAGUCAUCAACCUUAACCUGAUGAUGGACGUGACAAAACCAGGUCCCCUCCCUGCACCAGUCCUCUGUAGAACCAUCCAAAAAUCCUACUUCCUGUCUACAACUCUUCCUGUAGACUGUGUUGUCUGCAUCAGUUCCACUGACACCAUUAAAGCUGCCAGUGAGCGCUUGUUGGAGGUGCUAACUAAUCAGCUGUGUGAGAUGGAGAGAGAUAUGCUGCGCCACAUGACGGGAACAACACUGACUGUCCCAGAGCCGUUCCACUUCCUGCUUCCAGAAGCCAAGGAUCUGGUCACAGUGUUUUAUCCAUCUGGGGUGCCUGACAGCCAGCUUGAGACGCAGCGUAAGGAACUUCAUCGCCGCUUUAAGCUACCAGAGGACCGGCCCUAUUUUCGAAGAGCCAAUGCUUAUCACUUUGCCAAUGAAUCCUACCAAGAUGGUUACCUCCGAAACCCUCACCUGGCUCUCACACAUCCAAACCUGGACGAUGGAAAGGUGUACUUGGUCCAAGGAGUCUACAGUUACCACCACUACAUGCAGGACCGCAUGGACGACAAUGGCUGGGGCUGCGCUUAUCGCUCCCUCCAGACCAUCUGCUCCUGGUUCCAGCAGCAAGGCUAUGUGGAGCGGCGCGUGCCCACUCAUAAGGAGAUCCAGCAGGCUUUAGUGGAUGUUGGAGACAAACAAGCCUCCUUUGUGGGGUCUCGCCAGUGGAUUGGAUCCUUUGAGGUCCACGCUGUCUUGAACCAAUUACUUGGGGUGACGUCCAAGAUUAUGUUUGUGAGUCAAGGGUCUGAGAUGGCGUCCAAAGGCAGAGAACUGGCCAACCACUUCCUCUCUGAGGGGACCCCUGUGAUGAUUGGAGGGGGUGUCUUAGCCCACACAAUCCUGGGUGUUGCUUGGAGUGAGACCACCGGAAUGAUUCGCUUUCUCAUCUUGGACCCUCAUUACACAGGAGCAGAAGACUUACAUGUCAUCACAGACAAGGGCUGGUGUGGCUGGAAAGGACCAGAGUUUUGGGAUGCGACCGCAUAUUAUAACAUGUGUCUUCCUCAGAGGCCAAAGGUUAUAUGAGUGGUGGUUAUUCAAACAUGCUUAACAAGGUUACGUUAAAGUACAUCACAUGUAUACCUGAACAAUUCAACGUCUCCAAAAAGGAGGCGGCAGAAGCAGAGUUUAUAUAAUCCUACAGUUUCCCGAAUUAUGAUGGUUGCUUCACUGUGUUUAAUGUACCAGGCUACCAAUUUUCUAAUACAGAAAAAAUAAAAUGUGUAAUAGUAAA
Dunckerocampus dactyliophorus (ringed pipefish) is the source of this 1721-nucleotide messenger RNA. RefSeq names its product ufm1-specific peptidase 2 (gene ufsp2). The coding region runs from base 101 to 1513 and encodes 470 amino acids. The record is from RefSeq and is a predicted model, not a curated record. The transcript has 12 exons. Lineage: Eukaryota; Metazoa; Chordata; Actinopteri; Syngnathiformes; Syngnathidae.